AUGACAGUAGCGCCAGGUUCCCACUUUUCCCCUGAAACCGCUGAUCCUCAAGAUUUGGAAUGGUCAGGAUGUGUUGAUCCCAAUGAUCCUGACAGUUUGGUUCGAAUUGGCCAAAAAACAACCAUUUGUGUUGUCUUGGGGUCCAGUACCAAUUGGAAUGCGGGAAUACCGCCUGUGCAUUACAUUCGUCUUCCCUUUCAGCCCCAGGCAGACCAAUAUUCACGAUUGCAUGUUCCCAGUUCCUACCAAGAUCUACUCCUCACAUUGGCCACCCGAAUCUACAAUGGAAACAAUAAUGUGACAAUUCACGUAGCAUCCCAAAAGGCAUUAUCAGAUCAGAGAUUGUGGUUUGACAACAACAAGAGCCUGCUCUUUCCCUACCUGAGUGCAAUUAUCAAGGUCAACCAAGGGGUAGUAGAACAGAUAUCCUGGGCCAAUGACUGUCUUUUUUGCUCUGGAAAUGAGGGUCAGUGCCAAGACAACCUGUAUGACUUUGAUGGCAACCUAUUACAAUCUUCUUCCAGUGGGGCUUGUCCCGUGCAAGACGAUGGCACGUAUUCAGAGCUUCCCGACAUUCCGUCCAGUUUGGGAGACACCUCACCGGCGCCUGAUACUACGGCGGCUCCUACUUCGUCCAUUCCAAGCAGUAAGAGCAUGUGUGCAUCGUAUGAGCUCAAUAAGGAUCGUUUGUCGCCAUCGCCGUGCGACGUUGGAGUGUCGGUGGUUUGGACAGGUACCGACGCCGAUGGAAACUCGUUGCAGUCCUUGGAAAAUUCCAAUUUUACUGCGUCCUGUGACAGGGGCAUCCAGCAUUAUGAAGGAGCCAGGGUACUCAAUGGAUUCACGGCUGUUGUUAUUCCCAGGCGAAAUUUAACCACGGGCAUACUUUUGCCCUUUGAUACGGCUCAACUGGAACCCAUGACACAGGCAGAUGUCAAUUAUUUUUCCACCGUUGUCAAUGCAGGAGAAGAGAAGAAUGGUACUGGAAACCGGGCAUUGGAAUGGCUUGCCCUCAUGAUUGUGAUUGGUACUAUGAGCCUGCUUGUCCUGAUUUGA
This is a messenger RNA of Seminavis robusta, 1056 nucleotides long. The record is from the annotation of a GenBank genome assembly. NCBI's taxonomy places the organism in Eukaryota, Bacillariophyta, Bacillariophyceae, Naviculales, Naviculaceae.